This is a messenger RNA of Cercospora beticola, 685 nucleotides long. RefSeq lists its product as uncharacterized. Lineage: Eukaryota; Fungi; Ascomycota; Dothideomycetes; Mycosphaerellales; Mycosphaerellaceae. The record is from RefSeq and is a predicted model, not a curated record.
UGUCAUACUUUCUUUACGCUGAUUGGACUGAGGAUCGCACUGCCGACAACCUUCUUCAAGAUGCAAUUCACCACUGUCGCUUUCGCUGCUGCGGCGCUUUUCCCUCUGACUCUCGCUCAACUUGGCCGUGCUGGAACGUCCCCAAGUGAAGACAGUAUCGCAAGUGCAGACUACUGCCAAUGCGUCGGCUCCUUCGCUUUCCCCGACGAAUCUCCUAACCAACCUCUCACCGAACUGGUCUGCAACGCUUUCCAAGGCAACAGGACCGAUGUGGAUGGAUAUGCUCAGUGCUUCGGCGUAAGCCCUCCCAACUCCGGCUUCUCCAACUUCUGCGCCUCCUACGGAGACAACGGCGCCAGAGGCGCUCGAUGCUGUAGCCAAGGCCAAGCAUACAAGGAUUGCCAUGUGAUCAUUCCGGGUAUCAAUGGAAAAUAAGCAGACUGGAGGCCGGUUCGGAGAAGGCCUUUUCUUGUUUUGGUCUGGAGUCUUAUGUCUCAUUGUAGUAAGUUUUGCUACAGUAAGGAGGUCAUUUGACACUUUUGGGGAAGUGCCAAGUCAUACCGCUAGGACGUAUACGUGUCAGACCGCACAAAAUUGGAUAAAUUGCCAGUUCCGAACGUCAAGGCUUCAUUUUAUCGAGAAAAGGCACGCGACCAGAAGGCUGAGCAGCUUACAGAAGUUUCUU